AUGGUCGAGGAGGAGGAGAACGCCCCGAAACUCCCGCAAAAACCGUCAAAGAUCUCGUUUUCGGCCGAAAAUUUGGUCGAAGAGCACGCCAAUUCCAUUUCCACGCGACCCGACGCGGCGAAAAGUUGGCGGUCCGAGGGCGAGAAUGUCGGUGGUGUUGGGAAGAGUGGAUUGUACAAGAGUCAGUCGAAUCCGUUGAGAUCGGUAUGUUGUUUUAGAUGGGUUGAUGGAUUUUUUAGGAUUUGGGGGAUUUUCUUGAUAAUUGGGCUGAUUUCUUUGUUCUUUUUGAUUGAUAAGGCAAAGUGGGGUGUGAUAUUUAGUUUACUAUGAUAAUUGGGUUUUGUAGACAGUAUGAAAAUAAGAUUUUUUUUUGUUUUUCGGCUAAGAUAAGGCGAUUUUGCCAAAUUUUUGAUGUUUUCCCAGUCUAAGAGUUUUAAUUCUUGUUUAAAAAGAAGAAUUAGAUAGUAAAAAGUUAUUUGAGAGGAUAUCUCAGUAGUUGUGACAGUUUGAAGACAUAAAUUAUCAAUUUUUUUACUAAAAUAAGGUGUUUUUGCCAGAUUUUUGAUAUUUCCCCCAAAAUUUUGCUUGAAAUUGUCGAUAAUCAACAUGGAUUUUGUAGUUUAAAGAAUUUCUCGUAUUUACUCAUCAAUCCCGCCGGCCUCCAAUACUCAAAACACUGAAAAUUUACGACUUUUCGGCCAUCUCCCUCCUCUUUUUUAUUAUCAAGUAUAACAUACGGAGACGGUAGAAUUGUGACGCACAAUGUUUUUACUUGUCUGUUAUGUAAGUCAUUUUCAAUUUCAGAGCACGGAGAAUCGACGUCAACCGCUUCGGCGCGCCUACAGGUAAGGGUUUUCAAAACAGAUUUUGUGCUAAAGUUUAGGUCAGGGUGCGGUCUAAAUCAAUGUUUAUCAUUUUCUCUUGCGUCUAAAUACCCGAUUAGUUACCCACUUCCUCUUUUUUGACAAUAAUAUCAACUCAUUUUGGAGUGAUAACAACUUUUUCAAAGGGUUUGUUAAUUUUGACCUAAAUUAAUAUAAUUUUUGUCGCCAACGAUUAAAUUUUGGCGAUUUUAAAGUCUCAACCGCCUCGAUGACUCAUACGGAGCUGAUAUGAAGCGGAUAUAGUAAAGUUUGAUCAGAUUAGCAUGUUAUUCAUGACCACUGAUGGGUCCGCUUCGUUAUUUUUAUUUGUUUGUUUGUCAAACCCUCCGCUGUGACUCAGCGGCGGCGGGCGUGAAUUUGUGGACAUUCGGGGGUGUUCUGAAACGUUUUUUGUUUGGAACGCAAUUCAUUUUUUUUAUUGCGAUGACCCAAAGCCAGAGGCGAUGACUCGGGAAAAUUAAUGUUUAACGUGCUUUUGUUAGUGGGAAGGGUGUAUGGAGUGUGAUAAAGUAACGGGUAAUGUGAGAUGAUUUGCGGGGAGAAUGAAAAAAAAAAUUUUUUCUUGGGGGAAAAGUUAUGAGUCUAACCUAAAAUAAGGUCGAAAAAUUGCUGAAUUUUGACAAUUUAAAAAGGAAAAGGGAACUAACAGGUCAUAUAUUGCCUGGGUGUUUCAAUGGACAUCACGGAUUGCUAAAAAAUGAAAGUUUUUUUGGAUGUUUAGCUAAUUUUCUGAUUUUUUUUGAUUUUUUUAUUGAUUUGACCUUUUUUAGCACUGUAAUAAGAUCCAUAGGGCGUCGUAGACCCUACUGAUCUUUUUUAUUUUUGAAUUCUAAUUAUUUUCCCUUAAAAAAGUCAAAAUUCGACAAAAAUCUCCAAAAACGCCUAGUGUAAUAUAAAAAUUUUUCGAAUUUGUCCCCAAUUUUCUCCAAGCUGAACUAGUGAAGCAGUGAAUGACCUCAAAACAAGGGAAUUUCGUAAUUCCCCCCGAUAAAAUUAUGUUUUACAAGCAAAUCCAUGUUCCGAACCGUGUGCACCGAAACCCCGCCCACUUUUUUUCUGAAGAUUUCGCAAGGUUUUUUUGAGACGCAAGAAGAAGUGAUGAAAUAAAAAACUGAUCCGUAGCUAAUAUUUGGUAGUAAACGUCGUAUUAGUUGAAGGUAAUUUGGGUAAAAAGGUUUUGUUGAAAUUUUUUGGAGAUUUGCAUUGAUAUUUGGAGAAAUUUUUGAGAAAAAAUGAAGAGAAUUGAUGACAGAAGAUUUUACAUGGGUCAAGGAGGAGGUUGAGGGUGUUUUUGAUGCUUUUUGGGGUGAAAAGUUAAGAAUAAUAUCGAAAAAAUGGAAAAAUGACUAAAAUAAGGUCGAAAAAGUUGAUUUUUUUAAUGGAAAGCGAUUGUAAUAUGUUAUUUUAGUACUUUUACUGUGAUUUUACUGCUAAUUAGCGAUAAAUCACAUAGGAAUUUAUGUGGUAUCAGAAAAAAUUUGAGUGCAAUAUCAAAAAAAUGAGAAAAUAGCUAAAAUAAGGUCAAAAAAUUGAAAAUUUUGAAAAAAUUUCAAAUUAGGCGUUAUUAGUUGUACAGCCUUUUGCCAAUAUUGUAUUGGUAUAACGAGUCGGAUUUUGUACCAAAAACAUUCGAAAUUUUGAUGUAAUAUUCAAAUUUUGCCUAACAGCGUUGAAUUACGUAAUCGGACGUUUUAAAAACUGAAAUUUGAUUUUACAGUACUCUAAAAUCAAAUGUCGCUCUUCCACAUGACCCAUAAAGGCUCAUCAUCCGGUUAUAUAAAUUCCCCGAGCUGUUUUUUUCUUCGAAUUUCGAUGCGCCUUGUUAUCAUAUUCAAACCGAAAAAACGAGGAAGAAAUGCUUUCCUUUCGAAAAUUCACUGUCUUUAGAGGCUUUUCGGACUAUUGUGAAAUUUCUAUUCUCUAGCUGCAGGCGUUUUUUGCGUUUUCUGUAAGCUAAAAAUGAGUUUCAGACGGCAAAGACAUGAAAGGUAAAAUUUUGCGGGAAUUACUAAAUUUUUAUUUUACAAGGAAAAUACUUCUAUGGGGUAUGGAGUUACAGGUCGAGACAUGUAUCAAAACAAUCGCAAACUUUUUCUGAUUCAGAGUAAGUAAAAAUUAGCUGCCUAAUUUUGGUUUGUAAGGGCGAAAAAAACCCUCAGAACUUUUCACAUCACGCAAGUGCCUUUUUGGCCAAGUUUUUACCAAUAAAAGCUUUGUUUUGAGCUAAAGUAAACCCUGGCAUCCUGACAAGCCUUAAAAUAGCAAAUUUGAUUAAUACUACACCUUAGUUAGUAACAAUGCAAAAAAGUGUAUUAUUAAUCAAAUUUGAUAUUUUAAGGCUUGUCAGGAUGCCAGGGUUUACUUUAGCUCAAAACAAAACUUUUGAAUUGGUGAAAACUUGGCCAAAAGGCGUUUGCGUGGUGUUGCGAGAAAAGUUCUGAGGGUUUUUUCGCCCUUAUAAACCAUAAUUGGGCAGCUAAUUUUUACGUAUUCUGAAUCAGAAAAAUUUUGCGAUUCUUUUGAUAUAUGGGUCGACCUGUAACUCCAUACCCCAUAGAAGUACUUUCCUUGUUAAAAAUGAGCGAAAUAUGUAACAAACGAUGUGGUAAGGUAAAAUACGUGGUGUAAAAUUGCUUUCGACAUUACUGUAAUUCGUAAAUUUUUUGCUUGAAAAUUCCCGAAAGUACCAAGAAAUCCGUUUUUUCAGUAUCCGAGAGAAAAUUUCCCACGAAACCGCCAAAUUCUUCGGUCUCCCAAUGCACGAGGAUGCGCCGGAAGCCUCGGUGAACUCAGGUCUCAACGAACAAAUCUCAUCGCAGGAGAAUAAAUGGAAAAAACGACGAUUCCGCCAUUUGAAGUCGGCGUACGGCGUUAAAACCGAUGAAGUGGUCCAAAAACUGCAAAAUAGUAAGUCAGAAACGACCGUAUUGGACUCAUAACACCAUUACGGAGCAAUUGAAACACUUAUCAAAGGGUGUUUGAGCAGCGGUUCCGCGAGAAACCGCACAUUUUCGUUGUAAAUCUGGGAUGUCGAACAGGACCUCAAACAAACCUUGGGAAACGUUGGGAACGGGUUUCGAAACCCGAAAAAAGGCGUAUAAUAGCAAGAGCAGUAAAGUAGCAUGCUUUCAGUUGAUACCACCGACUCGGCCGGCAACCACCUCGACAACCUCAGCGUCUACACGGCCGUGGAGCCCGAGAAGCGGGACUCGGUCGCGAAAAUGGCCUACAACGCGGUUCAAAGCAUUCUGAAUGGGUAAGAAUUGGGUGGUUUGGAAAGAUUGAAGAGUGUAGAUUGUAAUAUCAGGCAAUUUGGAAUAUAGGGUACUACUUUUCAUUUUGAAAAAUCGAGAUUUUUGGAAAAAAGUGGAGAUUUUUUGAUUUUUUUUGGAAUUGAUUGGAAAAGAGUGGCAAUUUCGGUUUUAGAUAACUGUGAAAUUAGUAGGAGGACAAUACAGAUUUUUGAACGACAGCAUAUCGAAUAUUACGUUGAUUUUCAUAUUGAAAAUUUGAAAUUUUUUCAAAAAAGCGGGGAUUUUGGUGAUUUUGGAAAAUUAAUUGAAAAGAUGGCCGAACUUUAGAUGGAUAUUGAUAUUACAUUGUUUUUUAUAUUUUAAAUUUCUAGUGGAAUCGUAUUUUGGGUACAUACGACCAUGUUUUGUAUUGAAAUUUUGAGAUUUCUUCGAAAAAAUCUCAAUUUUUGCAAGGUUUUCAAAUUUUCAGCGAUAUGUUCCGCAAGAAACGUCUGCCCACUCUGGCCGAAGAACGAGGCAGCUCAGUGUCGGCCCUAGCUUCCCCAACACCAGCCUACCAACCCAUCCGAGAGAGGAAUAAGCUCCGAAACAAGCGAAGUUUCCCCUUGAUGUCCCAUUACCAAAUCAACCUACCCUCGGCGUCCGCGCAGCAAGAAUCAACCGGUAAUUUGGAAUUCUUUUAGCUGUAUACUCAUGCUUUACCGUAGUAAAGCGAUUUUCAACCGAGGAUCGGCUUGACGGUGCAGUGGGAAAAUUGAAUUUUUCAGUGGAUUUGAGAGUUUUUCGAUAUUUUUUGGACUGGAAAUGAUUUUGGAAAGAUUUUAUACGAGGUUUUGGAUGCCCUAAGGCGAUAUUUUGGUUUGAAAUUGUGGAAAAUACCAAAAAUUAGGCGAUUUUGGGUAGAAAAGGGAAAUUCAACGGAAAUAUGAAUUAAAUAUCAAGUUUAACAUGGAAUCCAGACCACAUCUCGACUGCUAUCACCAUGGUAUGUAUUGGAGUUAUUGCGGAGAUACUUCAAGAAAUCGUGAUUUUUCCUCUUUUUUGGCCUUAUUCUUAAAGUUUUUUUGAUGGUUCAUGGUUGAAAUUUGUGGACCCAGUCAUUUUUUUCGUUUAGUCUUGUCAAGUAAGCCUGGUUCUUCAUUUUUUAUCGUGAUUUUUUGGUGAUUUCAAAAAAUUCUUGCCGAAAAUAAGGUGUUUUUGAUCUCAAUCCUUGAUUCUUUGACAUUCCGGAGCUCGAAAUUAUAAUGUUUGAUCGAAACCCCGACGAAAUUCGUCCAUGUUCAACAAUUUUACAACGAUUUUACCGCAAUUAUUACCUAAAAUAAGGUCCCAGCCGUCUCUCCCUGAAUUUCCCCUCGUUUCUCUCGCCCUCUCCCCGAUCUCGGCCCUCUCUCCGCCGACUGGCCACUUUCACGAAAAAACAAAACCGCGUCCGACUCCGCCCCCUUUCUUUCGCGACAAAAAACCGUUUGGCACAAGCCGCGAGCGCGGUUCGCGGGCGCCGAAAAACCGUUUGUCGCGACGAAUUCUUGUCGCGCGACAAAAAUCCGCAGCCGACUGCGCUUUCGGAGCGCCGGAAAAUUAUUUCGAAUUUAUUUUUCGGUCCCGAGAAGCACUCAAAACUUUCGUAAGUUUUUCCCACUUUUAUGGUAAUUCGAGUAGGUUGUUGGCACAGCGGUUGUACUCUUGGCAUUGUACCGAAAUUAUCGGGGAUUCGCGAGAAGGUAAUUUGAAUUUUUGACUUGAUCUUCGGAAGGAAUUUGAAUAUUCUUGGAAAAUGAUGCCAAGAUUUAGAAAAUUUUUUGAAUUCUCCAAAAUUUAUGCAAAUUUGAGAUGCCAAACUAGGCAAAUUAGGUGUGGAAGGAAAGUUUGGUGACUGUGGAUGAACUUAGAUAGUGUUAGAGGCAGCUUAUGGUCUGUGUUGAGGGUUCUUUCGGACAUUGUUUUAGAGACAUCAAUAUUUUUGAUGGAGUUUUGGAAAUUGCAUGGCAUGUCAUGAUGUCGUAUGAAGUGGUAGGUAAAUUGGGUAUCGUUACGAAGCUUAUAGUUCGUAGUAUGUAGUGCGAUCUGCAUUUUUUGAUUUCAAGGAUUGGCUAGGGGAGAAUUUGAGAUUUUUAACGAGGUCAUCUACUUUUAAAAAUUUUCUCAAUUUUUUCAAUUUUUUUGUGAUAGAUGUUGUGAUUAUGGUUUACAAUGCUGAAAUAAGGUGUAUUCUUUUAUUUCACAGCCAUAUUUAGAUAUUUUGAGGGGCAUUCAAUCUUAUUUUAGCUAUUUUUUGAGAUUUUUGGAUAUUGUUUUAGAUCUUGAUGAUUAUCUUUGCUUCUAUUUGCUGUAAAUUGAUAGUUAACAGUGAGUAAAUUCUCUAUAGGUCCCCACGAUGUGCCAACUACCUAUUUUGGUUACUAUUUUUCCAUCUUAUCGUCACUUUUCCCGUUUUAACCCGUCUUCCAUUUCCAGUCCCCACCGUAUUCGCGUCUGUCUUUCGCCCCCGCACCGAGAUGUGGUCGGAUUACAUGUACCUGGAGCAACAGGCCCAGUAUCGUCCAAUCCGCUUCUCCAAGUCGCUGAAAAAGGGCAUUCGCAAAAUUUUUUGUCGAUUUUCAGUGGGCCAAAGCUUCCGCUCCCACGACGCACCGUCCACCUCGACUUCUCCGCACCAAGUUGAAGAUGUGGAAGCCCGUAAGGACAUGUACGAGCAGUUCGAGCCCGCCGGAUUCACCGGCUCAACGCCGGAAGCGCCCUCAGGAACCACCGGACUCUAUGGACCACGAAUGAAGACCCCAAAGCUGGAGAAAACGGAGGAUUCGGAGGUUCCAACCACCUCAACACCCAUGGAACAGCCCAAAGUCCGUCAGCACAGAGUGGUCUGCCGCACCGACCGCCCGCAGGAAUGGCAACAGCCGUUGUUUUCGACCAGUGUUACUGUUGAACAUGAACAUCCCGCAGACACUAUGGAAAUGCAUGAGGUAGGAGAUUUUGUUUGUUUUUGAGGUUUUUAGGACCGAAGAGAAGAGUUUAUGAAAAGAAAUUGCAAUGCCAAAGCAAUUUGAGAGAAUACAGGUUUUCGUGGUGGGACCAAAAAUUUUGAUGAAAGUUGAAAUUUUUGGGCUCGUGGUUAAAUUAAACAGGAUUUGAUGAUUUUUUGAUGGCCAAAAUACGAAAUUCGCAUUUCAGUGGCCCAGAAAACGCAUGCGCGACCCCUCGCAAACGCCGAUCAUCGAGUUCAGCGACCAAUUCCUGGACGAUUAUCGGCUCACCCCGCCCGAACGCACCAGACAAUUCCCGGUGGAGCCGGCGGAUCGGCAUCAGGACACCACAAAGGUAAGAUUCCAUCCGUUUUUGCUUAUGUUUUCAGCCCCUAAUCGGCCCCCAUGUCGCGCGAACUCCGGCCACCAGCACCCCCGGCCAACGUCAUCAUCGAGGCGUCGGGGAUCUGGUCCACGCCAAGGAGCGCCGCGUCCAUUGCAUCCGACAGGUCCUCGAGGCCACCCGCAACCCGCAGGGCAUCAGCCGCGAACGCCCCUCCAAGUGGUCGCGGGAUUAUUGGUUCGGAAGAAGAGGCCAGCGCGAACGAAGUUUGCCCAUCUUUGGACAAUACAAACGCACCAAAGCGGAUCCCCUGAAGGGAUUGGCGGAUUCCAGAGAUGAUUAUAGGUAAGAGGGAGAAUGGUUAGAGAUCAUGGGAGGCUUUGGGAUACUUUAGGGAUACUUUUUGAUACUUUUUUGGGAUUUUUAAGGAUUUUUUGGAAUUUUUUAAAAUUUUUCGAAAAAUAAGUUGUGCCCUAAGGAAAUAGUGAUGGAAAUGUAAAAUGAGAGGUUUGGAAAGGCAUUUGAAGGUAUUUUCGAUCAUUUAGAAGACAGUUUCUGAUUGAUUUUUGAGAUUUUUUGAUUUUUUCGGGGCUUUUUUGAAAUUUUUAAAAUUUACGGAAAGAAUGUGUUCAACUGGAGGGAUUGAUGAAGAAAAUGCACGUUGUGGCGUUUGGAAAAAAAUUUCUGGCCAUUUUCUAUGGCUCUCGUAAUUUUUUAAAAUCGAUUUUUUGAGAUUUUUCAAAAUUUUUAGCUCAAAUUUUUUUUAUGGAUUUAAAAUGAUAUUUUUAUAAUGUAGAGCAGCGAGAUGCCCUCAGAAUUUAAUGCGACCACUUUUUUCAGACCGAUCUUCACCUACUGGUGCACCGCCGUCCAAAUUGCCGUCUCCUUUAUCGUCCUGUUGAUCUUCGGAAUUGGCACGGAUUUUACGCAUGGAAUUGGAGUCAUUGAGAGAAGUGGGGAUGUCCUGGCGUCCUCCAUGUCCUUUCAGCACAUUGUGAUCUUCGAACAGAACAAUAUAUUUAUUGGUCCAAGAUUUGUAAGUUUUUUUUUAUUUUUUGAGUUUUCGAUUUUUAGGGAUUUUUGGCGGUAAAAAAUUGUGAGAUUUUGACCCUGGGCAUUUGGAACUGGGACGCUCGGGGAAACCGAAAAGUAUUAUUUUUCUUCGAUGCAAGUGUCGAAAUUAGGACAAUCGAGGGUGCUGAUUUUGAAAAUGACAUUAAUUUUUUUUGAUAGUUACUUUUUUCCUUAAGUAGUACUGUAAAGUGGUAAUUUUUUUGAUUUUUUUUCAUAAAUACUCGAUUUGUGGGUUUUCGAUGGUGCUGAUUUCGAAAAUCUUAUUCAUUUUUUCUGAUUUGAAAACAGCACCAUCGAAAACCCCUAAAUCGAGCAUUUACGAAAAAAAAUCAAAAAAUUACUAAUUUACAGUACUACUUAAGGAAAAAAGUAAAUAUCAAAAAAAAAUGAAUGUCAUUUUCGAAAUCAGCACCUUUGAUUUCCCUAGUUUCGACACUUGCAUCGAAGAAAAAUUAUACUUUUCGGUUUCCCCAAUCGUCCCAGUUCCAAAUGACCAGGUUCAAAAUGUCCAACUCCGAGUCAUUUUCAGUCAGAUCUGGUCCAUAUCGGCGCCAAAUACACGCCCUGUAUGCGUCAGGACCCGCGAAUUCAGCGCCUCAUUGCUGACGAACGAGCCCUCGAAAACAACUCGACUGGUUGCUGUGUGGGCCCCGACGGAUGCUUCCAGACCUCCUCAUGCCCCAAGCAAUUCGCCACUUUCCAUAAAUUUGUUCAUGAUGGUAGUCAUCGCGCUGUUUGCGGCCAAGAUCCGAGAUAUUGUUUGUCGCCGAGGUCGGUGAAACCUGUGGAAUGGAGCGUUAACAUCACGGAUUGGCCGGUAAGUUGGGGGUUUGGUUUUUUUAGAGACUAGUGGAAAAGUUUUGAGGGGUUGAGGUUACUGUAACAUAAAAAUUUUGAGGUUUUAUCAAUUUUUUGAAAAUUUGCGAAAUUUUUUGGUUGAUAGAGGAAGUUAGGGGUUUGUUUUGGUGUUUAAGAUUUUAAGAGUGAAAUUUUAGAGUUGAAGAUUCUAAAAUACGGAUUUUUUGGCAUUUUUUGCGAAAUUUCAGGGCUUUAAAAAAUUUUUAGAAACUUUAAUUUUUGAUUAUUUUUAUUUGGAUAUCGAUUCUACAGAGAGGUUUUAAACCAUGUAGAUUAAUAUUAAAUGUAUUUCGCAUGGUAAAAAUGCCUUUUUUCCGACUAAUUCCACCUUAUUUUAGGUUUGCCAAGAGAAGGUCCCGGAUCACGACAUUCCCCAACGUGAAGCCCACAUGAAAUGCGAAGUGAUGGGCCGCCCGUGCUGCAUUCAGAUGCACGGCCAAUGCCGCAUCACCACCCGCGAGUAUUGCGACUUUGUCCGAGGCUAUUACCAUGAGAAUGCCACACUUUGCAGUCAAGUGUCCUGCCUCAAUGAUGUCUGUGGAAUGACUCCAUUCAUGCAGAAAGAGGUCCCAGAUCAGUUCUACCGCUUCUUCAGCGCCUUAUUUAUUCAUGCUGGGUGAGUUGAAAGGGUUUGAAUUGGGGAAAAAUUUUGGGAUUUUUUGAAAAUUUCUGAAAAAUUGGUCGUUAUAACAGGUUUAAAAUCGUUUUAAAUUACUUACUGAGGGUGUAAAUGUCGUUUAGAACCAUUUUUGACCUCAAAAUCGCUCUGUAGAGCAAAUGGACGAAGUGUCAAAAAUUUUGGACGAAAUGUCACUUUUUGAAAUUUCAGUUUUUGGCAUUUUGCGCUGAUAAAAAUGUAAGAAAUGACUUGAAAAUUGAUUAUUUAGAUCGUAGGAUACCUGAAAUUGAUACCAAACUUUUUGUUGACGAAGUGUCAAAAUUCAUGUGAACGAAAUGUCAAAUUUUAAAACCGAUAAUUUUUGACGCAAAUUUAUGCGUAGUGUAUUGUGAACGUUUGUAGAUUUGUUGUAUGGUCCCCAAAUUUUCAGAAUCUUGCCCAUCCUCGUCACCUGCGGCAUCCAGCUGACGAUUAUGCGCAAAUUCGAACACAUGAUCGGCUGGAUCCGAAUGGCCAUCAUCUACUUUGUCUCGGGAAUCGGCGGAUACUUGGCCAGCGCUUCCUUCGCACCAUACAUGGUAUGUUUGAUAUAGUGGUAGUGGUGGUUGUCACUUUUUUGGUCGAUUUUUUGCUUAUUUUAAGCGUUUUUUUUGGUAUUUUUUAAAGUUUUUUUGGGUUACCUUGAUUUUUUUGCCAUUUUUGGGGAUUCUGUAUGUCGCUGUAGCGUUUAGAGCCACAUUUUCAGCAGUUUGAUACAAUUUAUGCAAAUUUUUGAAAUUUUUUUGAAUAUGCAAAUUUUUGAAAAUUAUGCAAAUUUUGCGAUUUUUCAGCCUAGUGUCGGUCCCGCCAGCGCUCAAGCUGGUGUCCUAGGCGCACUGGUCCUGAAUGUGAUCUACAAUUGGAAUGUUUUGACGAAUCCGAAACGAGCCCUACUGCAACAUCUUGCCCUGGCCGCAUUCCUGUUUUUGACCGGAUUCUUCCCGUACAUAGACAAUUGGGCACAAGUCACUGGCUUCAUCUACGGAAUGAUCAUGUUUGUCGGUAAGAAUUUGAAAUUUUUCGAAAAUUUGUGCGAUUUUUUAUAUUAUCUAUGAGAAAUGUGGGGUGAAGAGGAUUGGAAAUUUUCGAGAAUAGAUUGUACCGUUCGUAUUUUCAGCGGUGGUUCCGUACGUGACGUUUGGCCGAGGAACCCGACUGGUGAUCGUGAUCUUCUCCUUGAUCACGGCCGGUGUUCUGACCUUCUUCCUGAUGGUCCUCUUCUACGGCCUGCCGGUCAUUGACAGCCCAUGGCUGGACAAGUUCAACUGCCCCUUCAGCGGUCAUAUCUGCGAACAACAGGGGCUCACACUUCGAUCCUGGCUGCCUAUAUGA
Messenger RNA from Bursaphelenchus xylophilus (pine wood nematode), 11369 nucleotides. NCBI's taxonomy places the organism in Eukaryota, Metazoa, Nematoda, Chromadorea, Rhabditida, Aphelenchoididae. The record is from the annotation of a GenBank genome assembly.